Messenger RNA from Scatophagus argus, 2442 nucleotides. It is a transcript of the gene mkks, whose product is annotated as MKKS centrosomal shuttling protein. The coding region runs from base 217 to 1914 and encodes 565 amino acids. NCBI's taxonomy places the organism in Eukaryota, Metazoa, Chordata, Actinopteri, Scatophagidae. The transcript is spliced from 4 exons. Gene Ontology annotation, cellular component: nucleus; cytoplasm; kinociliary basal body. Gene Ontology annotation, molecular function: ATP binding. The record is from RefSeq and is a predicted model, not a curated record. Gene Ontology annotation, biological process: developmental process; protein folding; cilium assembly.
CAGGCAUGGCAUAAGCCUCAUAAUCCGAAAUGUGGAAAGCAAGUCAGCGUUUUCCAGCGAAUUUCGUUAAUCAGACAGUGUAAAUGGACAUUUAAAACUUGUCUUGCUGUCGCCACUGAAAAGUCGACUCACAAGACACCGUUAUGUUUAGUCUGUCGACUAUGGUCCUGCCGUGAACCUGCUUUGCCAGCGCGUUCAGGAUUUGCUGCUUAAGUGAUGUCUCGACUCGUCAAAAAAUCUCCUUCUCUUUGUACGGAUCUACCACUGGACAACAGUGAUAUUUAUAACAAGCUUUUUUUGCUUUGGCAGCUUCUGAGAUCGUGCUUUGGUCCAACAGGUAGACUAAAACAAGUCCAUAACAACAUUGGAGGGCUCGUUGUAACCACCUCAACCUCCUCAGUUCUCCUUCCAGCCAUUUCCUCUUCACAGCCUUUCGUCAAUUUGAUAAAAACCUCUGUUCUCAACCACGUUUCUCGUUUCAGUGACUGUGGUUUGUUUGCUGCCAUUUUUUGUUUGUCUCUCAUUGAGCGAGCAAAACAGUCUGAUCUCAGAGGAAAUGUGGCUAUCAGAGUGAACAAGCACUUGCUGGGUCUGUGCACCGACUACCUGCAACGCGAAGACUGUGGCUGCAAAGUGAGCAUCGACUUCUGCAGCAGCCGUAACUUGAUCAAAUUAGCUCUCAGCAUUAUCUCCAGUAAACCAGCAUGUGUACUAACAGAGCCAGAGGCACUUCAUAUCAGCAAGUUGGCUGUACAAGCUUUUCUGCUGACUGUUCCCUGUAACAGCCCGGGUACAGUCAAACUUGGCAAAAUGGUGACUGUCUGUGUUGAAGGCCACUCGGUGCUCAGCUCUGCAGUGAUUCCAGGCUUACUGGUGGACAUACCUGAUGCCUUUUGCUUCAGCGAGAUAGAGAACAUGCAUUCAAACCCGCUGCACAUGGUGUUGUUCAGCGCAUCUCUUGCUGGGGACCUUUCUGAACUAGGAGAUGGUGUAAUUGAGGUGCACCCAGGUGUAGACACAGACUCACAGAUCCUGGAUCAGCUCCUGGAGCUUUGCAAACAGGUGGUUAAAGAUGAAGUGAAGCUUUUUGCUUGCCAGAAGGUCAUACACCCGGUCCUACAGCAAUACCUGAGGAGUCAUGGUGUUGUAGUGAUAGAGAGAUUGGGAAUCUCUCUCAUGGAGCCACUUACUCAGUUGACAGGUGCUCAGCCCGUGGCCACAUUACAUACCACAAUCCCAGCCAAGGCCUAUGGGAAGGUGAGCAAUCUCAGUAUCAGGCAGUUUGGAUCCAAGACAAUGCUGCAUUUACACCCUGCUGCGGAGUCAACGAUCUGUACGAUGAUCCUCUGCCACAGGAACGAGACAAUGUUAAGUGAGCUGAAGGUGGUGUGCCAGAAAUCAGAACACGUGUUGAGGCUCACUCUGAGGGAUCCCUUCGCCUUACUUGGAGGGGGGUGCACCGAAACCCACUUAGCUGCUUAUGUCAGACACAAGAGCACGACUGAAGUCUCAGAGACAUUACCAGCACUGGGGUGCUCACAGACUGAGUACCUUCUUGGCGUGGAGGGAUUCUGUCACUCUCUGGAGUCUACGGCUGCAGCGCUGGAGCACGACGGUGGAAAUUCUUUAAUCGACCUAACUUAUGCUCACCACUGGACUCUCCCUUCUGAAGACCGCAUGGAGGACAGCUUGGGCUUCUGUGGCUGUGGAUUGGUGGAAAAUAGCCCAGAUAAGAAGUGGACUUAUUUAAAUACUAAGUACUCACAUUUCUCCCCUGCAACACCAUCUGCAGACACUACUGUGCAGCCACGUGUGCUUGACUCCUUCACAGCUAAACUGAAUGCAUUGCAAGUUGCUGUAGAAACUGCUAAUCUCGCACUGGAUGUGCAAUAUAUAAUUCAAGAUACGAACUGACAUGCAUUCUAUCCAGUAUGGAAUGAAAACCGUGAAUGAAUGCUGUUUUUUAUUUUUCAAACAUUAUAUUCAGUUCAGACACUAGAUGUUAGCAUUGUCUUGAGUGAAAAUCUGAUUGAAACCUUUUGUAAGUCAUUGUGAAGGACUUGUCUGUAUCCUGUUGUUUUAAGUGUUAUCUUGUAAUUAUCUUGUGAUUUACCUUUGUGAAAUUGUUAAAUUCCAGCUCCUAGAGAAGUUAUCAGACAAACUCCUUGUUUCCAAUUUCCACACUUUUUGUCACAUCAAAACUGAUGAUUCUAAACCUGAUGACUGGCAUGAAACAACCUGACAUCUAAACAAAUACAACCCUCAGGUAGUGUUCCACGAUGAUGCCUUAUUCUCAGUGUUUCAGGAUGGUCAUUGUCUGAUGAAAUCUGAAGUUCCAUUCAGUGUAAUGAGGUGUGUUAUAUUUAAACUCAUUUCAUGCAUCUCAUGCAGUUUGAAUAUGUAAUAUUUGCAUAAAAACAAAAACUUCUGCUUAACACAAAA